Messenger RNA from Durio zibethinus, 477 nucleotides. Its product is annotated as stigma-specific STIG1-like protein 1. NCBI's taxonomy places the organism in Eukaryota, Viridiplantae, Streptophyta, Magnoliopsida, Malvales, Malvaceae. The record is from RefSeq and is a predicted model, not a curated record.
AUGCAACUUACCAAAAUUAUCGUCGCUAUAGCUAUAACCGUUGCCAUAUCAAUCACUUUGGCAAUGAAAAGCAUUGGCGUCGCUGAAGAGAAGCUUCCUCCGAUCACUCUGAUUGAUUCUUCAACCUCAUUCCCAAACGCUGAUCAACCGUUGCAAAUUCCUUCCAAAAGGGUAAGUCGCUUCCUUAAGCAAGAAGAAGCAGCUAGGAACCCUAGAGCUGCUCACCAUUGCAACAAAGACAAAGAGGUUUGCUACGUUAUUGGUGGCCACAACUCCACUUGCUGCAACAACAAAUGUGUGUAUUUGGUCACGGACAACCAAAACUGCGGUGCAUGCAAGAGGAAGUGCAAAUACACCGAGGUUUGCUGCAGGGGAGAGUGCGUCAACAUUUCUUUCGACAAAAGGCAUUGUGGGGAAUGCAACCACCGGUGCGAUUCGGGUGAAUAUUGUAUUUACGGAAUGUGUAAUUACACAUGA